AUGACAUGAAGGAGUUACAGCCAGGCUGGAUUCAGCUUGCAAGAGCAGAAGGAGCACCAUGUCUCCAUUAUUGUGUGUACGUGCACAUUCAUGCCUGGAAUGUAUAACCAUUGGUCUUCAUUGAUUUUCAGGGAGAGGAGACCAAAUCUCUCUCGUCACUUUUGAGAAUAUUUAUUUCAGAAGAUGUACUUGCGAUCACUUGCCAUGUCUGCUAAGGAGCAGCCACAAAGGAGACAUCUCCAGGAAAUUCCAGAUUUGGGCAGCAACAUCAGCACUAGUUUUACAUGGGCAUGGGAUCCCAGCAAGACAUCGGAGCUGUUCUCAGGCAUGGGAGUGUCUGCCCUUAAGGAUAAGCUAGGCAAUGAGAAUACCCCACAGGAGCUGCUGAUGUGCGUUGGCCCACCGCCCAAGCGCCAGAAAGUCAAAGACAAAGAAUUUGUGAUUGCUCGCAGGCCGAGGCUGCCUCGAGAGGUAGCAACAGGUAUUUCUUGGGAUACCCUGCCUGAUGAAUUGCUGCUGGGAAUCUUCUCGUAUCUGUCUUUAACGGAGCUGCUGAAAGUUUCCCAGGUUUGCCAAAGAUGGCAUCGACUUUCAAUUGAUGAGUCACUCUGGCAGACGCUUGAUCUUUCAAAUAAAAGUCUACGGCCAGGAGUGAUUGGCCAGUUGCUGCCUUUGGGUGUGAUCGCUUUCCGUUGUCCGAGGUCCUGUGUCGGGGAUCCUUUGUUUAAAACAAGCAGACCUCUUCAGGUACAACAUAUGGAUCUGUCCAGUUGUACAAUAAAAGUUACAGAUCUCCAAAGUAUUCUUGUCCAUUGCCAGAGUCUACAGAACCUCAGUUUGGAAGGACUUGAGCUUUCAGAUGAUAUACUUAGAAAUAUAGCACAGAACCCCAGCCUGGUGCGACUAAACUUCUCUGGGUGCUCUGGAUUUUCUGCUGAAGCAUUGGAGGCAACACUGAACAGCUGUACCAGGUUAGAAGAACUCAACUUGGCCUGGUGUGACUUCACAGCUGAUCACGUGAGAGUAGCAGUCAAUCACAUUCCUCCAGGACUAACACAGCUGAACCUUAGUGGAUACAGACAGAAUCUAUUGAUGUCAGAAGUUAAAACAUUACUCGAGAGGUGCUCCAAUCUAGUCCAUUUAGAUUUAAGUGACAGUGUUAUGUUGAAGCCUGAAUGCUUUCAGUACUUCCACCAGCUCACGUGCCUUGAACAUUUGGGUCUUAGUCGAUGCUACCAGAUACCUCCUGCAGCCUUACUUGAACUUGGCAAAAUUGCUACACUCAAAACUGUCCAGCUUUUUGGAAUAGUGACUGCAAGUUCCCUACAACUCCUCAAGGCAAUGCUUCCUCAUAUAAAAGUCAAUUCCUCCCACUUUACGCCUAUUGCAAGGCCCACCAUCGGCGGCAACAAGAACGAAGCAAUUUGGGGCACCCGGUGCAGACUGAGUUUGAGAAAUCCAUCUGGCUUUUAACAUGGCUUGCAAGUUAUUUCCAGUCAACAGCUGUGGUAAUUCCUCAAGGCCUGGACUGUGGAGUUCUUGUAAAGUUGUGUUUUAACUUUAUUUUGUAAUUUGUAGUUUGGUCCACAGCUACUUAAACUGACAAUCCCAUUGGCUUCAGGGGCUUAGAUAUAUAAGUGGUCUUGUAAUGGAGCUAUCAGUCAUACCACUUGUUUUUCAAAUGCAUUUUCUACUCUUUUUAUUGAAAUCUGUUAGACACGUUAAUCAUGUACAAAUAGCAACAUACACUCUGUUUCUGUAAACACUAUUUUAAAUAACCCAAAGCUUUUAGGUAUUAAACUGUCUAUGUUUUAA
Molecule: messenger RNA, 1815 nt
Organism: Hemicordylus capensis (graceful crag lizard)
Lineage: Eukaryota; Metazoa; Chordata; Lepidosauria; Squamata; Cordylidae
Gene: SKP2
Product: S-phase kinase associated protein 2
Exons: 10
Coding region: 184-1473 (429 amino acids)
Biological process (GO): SCF-dependent proteasomal ubiquitin-dependent protein catabolic process
Cellular component (GO): SCF ubiquitin ligase complex
Molecular function (GO): protein binding
Source: RefSeq, a predicted model, not a curated record